GAGGGUUAAUAGACCAUGCAUUCGUAUCAAUCAACAGUUUAGUUAAAGUACAAAAUUAAGAUGACCCCAAGGACUCGUGAUACAUUAUCUUCUAUGUUUGAGUUAAUAUCCUACGUGAAAUACCAAAUAUUUAAAACAACGCAUGUGGAAAUCAUUGGCAAAAAAGAGAAAAGUGGUUGGAAAUUUCACUAUAUAUAUUAACUCGUAACAAUGAUAGUUAGUCACCCAAAAGCAAAAUCUAAAUAGAAAGAAAGAAGUAAGAAAUGGCAACCCUUAAGUGCAUUGACUGGCAAUUCAGCGGAAGCGAAGCAGCCAAAGAAGCUGCCGGGGCCAGCUUAGGCACAUAUACCUCUGCACUCUAUGCUUUGUGCGAUCCUAGUGGCAAAUCCAUUUUGCCCCCACGAAAUGAGAUCCUGGAGACCAGCAAUACAGCCGAAAAAGCAGUUGUUAAAGCCGUUCUUUAUGGCACGGGAAACGCCUAUGCUCCUAGCGUUGGCCUCGCAACCGCCAAACGUGCCGUAGCAGAUUAUCUAAACCAAGGUCUUCCAAAGAAGCUUACAGCAGAUGACGUGUUUAUGACUCUUGGAUGCAAACAAGCCAUUGAGCUCGCGGUAGACAUUCUGGCUAAACCGAAAGCCAACGUUUUGCUUCCGAGUCCUGGCUUCCCAUGGGACCUAGUCCGCUCCAUCUACAGGAACCUUGAGGUCCGCCACUAUGAUUUCCUUCCCCAAAAGAACUUUGAGAUCGACUUUGAUAGUGUCCGAGCGCUCGUGGACGAGAACACGUUUGCCAUAUUUAUAAUCAACCCCCACAAUCCCAAUGGGAACACCUACUCCGAGGCUCAUCUCAAACAGCUCGCUGAAUUGGCUAAGGAACUCAAGAUUAUGGUAGUUUCUGACGAGGUUUUUAGAUGGACACUCUUUGGGAGUAACCCUUUUGUUCCGAUGGGAAAAUUCUCGUCGAUAGUACCAGUGGUUACACUUGGAUCCAUAUCAAAGGGAUGGAAAGUCCCAGGAUGGCGAACUGGUUGGCUCGCGCUACAUGAUCUAGAUGGUGUCUUCAGAAACACCAAGAUCUUACAAGCUGCACAAGAAUAUCUCCAGAUAAACAAUAAUCCUCCGACUGUUAUCCAGGCGGCUAUUCCUGACAUCUUGGAGAAAACUCCUAAAGACUUCUUCGAUAAGAGGCAAAGUUUUCUGAAAGACAAAGUUGAAUUUGGUUAUUCUAAGCUCAAGCACAUACCUAGCCUCACUUGCUACAUGAAACCUGAGGCGUGCACCUUCUUAUGGACCGAGCUUGAUUUAUCGAGCUUUGUGGACAUCGAAGAUGAUCAAGACUUUUGCAAUAAGCUUGCUAUAGAAGAAAACCUCGUCGUUUUACCAGGGAUUGCAUUUAGUCAGAAGAAUUGGUUGAGGCAUUCUAUCGAUAUGGAGACUCCGGUAUUGGAGGAUGCAAUGGAAAGACUGAAGAGCUUCUGUGAUCGCCAUUCCAUUAAAAAAGCUCCACUCAAAGACGUCAAUGGUGUCAAGUAAAGUGUCAAUAUGGAUCUUUGCCUAAGUCUUUUACGUAUGCUAUAAAAAUAAAUAAAUGAGUGUUUAUUGGUUUGAGGUACAAAUCAUGAACACUUAAGUAUUUGUAACAAAUAAAAUUGGUGCACUUAUCAUCAAUCGUGUGUAAUAUUUUCUCAUAGUUUGCAAUGUCUUUGUGUAUAUCUACUUUUGAAAUAAAAUUAUUAAAUUCCAAUCUC
Arabidopsis lyrata subsp. lyrata is the source of this 1747-nucleotide messenger RNA. Its product is annotated as cystine lyase CORI3. Bases 264 to 1532 code for a protein of 422 amino acids. The record is from RefSeq and is a predicted model, not a curated record. Lineage: Eukaryota; Viridiplantae; Streptophyta; Magnoliopsida; Brassicales; Brassicaceae. The transcript has 7 exons. Gene Ontology annotation, molecular function: pyridoxal phosphate binding; transaminase activity. Gene Ontology annotation, biological process: biosynthetic process; amino acid metabolic process.